Messenger RNA from Gracilinanus agilis (Agile Gracile Mouse Opossum), 651 nucleotides. RefSeq names its product multidrug and toxin extrusion protein 2-like. The transcript is spliced from 5 exons. The record is from RefSeq and is a predicted model, not a curated record. Gene Ontology annotation, cellular component: membrane. The annotation marks the transcript as partial. Gene Ontology annotation, molecular function: transmembrane transporter activity. NCBI's taxonomy places the organism in Eukaryota, Metazoa, Chordata, Mammalia, Didelphimorphia, Didelphidae.
AUGGUUUUCCUUUAUUGCUUAGAGGUGAAGUACCUGCACAAUCAGGGCAUCGUCUGGCCUCAGGUUCUCAGCAGCAUCCUGGCAAAUGGCAUCAAUGUGUUGGCUAACUAUAUCUUCGUCUCCGUUUUGGAUAUGGGAGUGCCGGGCUCUGCUUUGGCCAACACCAUUUCCCAGUUCAUCCAGGCUAUUGUCCUCUUCCUGUAUAUCAUGGUGAGAAAACUCUACCGGGAAACGUGGGAAGGUUGGUCCCUCCAGUGUCUCCAGGACUGGGAAGCCUUCUUGUCUCUGGCUAUCCCGGGCAUGCUUAUGAUAUGUAUCGAAUGGUGGGCCUAUGAGAUUGGAAGCUUCCUCAUAGGUUUGCUAAGUGUGGCGGAACUGUCUGCCCAGUCCAUAAUUUAUGAGGUGUCAACUAUUGCGUACAUGGUGAGUGCAAAUCUCCCGUCCCUUCUGGCCUUGGAAGCAAGAGGCAAGAGAGCUAAAGAACCACUUUCCCCCCUUUUCCUCAUAAACUUUCCUAGUCUGGCUCCUAUUGACUGUCCUUGGAGACCUUUGACCAGGGGACUUAGAGCUGAGAAAUUCUUACAGACUAUCUGAUCCAAACCCAUAAAGGCUUGAAAAGGGCUAAGAACCUUCCUUCCUUCCUUCCUUCCU